AUGGAACGAAAGUAUCCAAAAACAAUGCCUCAAUCAACUAUCAAAACGCCCUUCGAACCCCCUGUACCACGUUUUGAACUACCAGAACGAAAUGAGCGAAAUCUCGAAGCUCAUACGGUUGUUUGGCUCGAUGCAAAUGUGGACAAGACAGACGACAAUGCGAAGACAAAAGUUAAGUUACGACGAACCAUUAAUUAUUUAAAAACAUUUGAUAACCUCGAUGUAUGUUUAAUGUAUAUGUCGAAUAUUAAAACAGAAAAAGUGUUCUUGAUUGUGUCAGGUUCAUUAGGGGAAAAGAUCGUCCCUCUCAUUCAACAAAUGCCACAGGUUGAAUCGAUCUACGUGUUUUGUUCGAACAAGACCCAUCACGAAAAAUGGGCCGGAAAUUAUAAAAAAGUUACUGGAAUCUAUACCGAAAUAGAUGCCAUCUGUAAUCAAUUAGGCAAGGAUGUUGCUAGAUCUUCGAACAACGAGUUGCCGAUGAGUGUCAUGCCGACAGAUGCAUCGAACAAGCAAGAAGCAUCGUUCAUGUAUUUUCGACUUUUAAUCGAUAUUCUACUACGAACGGACAAUAGCCACAGCGGUGCUAAACGAGGAAUGAUCUCUGAAUGUCGACAACAAUACGCGGAGAAUGAUGUUGAAUUAGCUAAUAUUGACGACUUUGAAAAGAACUAUUCGUCGGACAAAGCCAUUUGGUGGUACACCCGUGAGUGCUUCGUUUAUCGCAUGUUGAAUAAGGCCUUGAGAAUAUCAGAUAUCGACAUGUUGUUCAAACUUCGAUUCUUCAUUAAAGAUCUUCAUAAUCAACUCGAACAACUUCAUUUAAGAGACAAAGCUACAACUGACUCAAUGAUUGUUUAUCGUGGGCAAGGAAUGGUGACAGAAGACUUUCAGAAACUAAGAACUAAUAUUGGGGGUUUUCUGUCGAUGAACAUCUUUCUAUCAACUGCAACUAGACGCGAUGUUGCUCUUUCAUUUGCUCAGCUAUCGUUGCAUCGUCCAGCUGUCGAAUCAGUUCUGUUUGAAAUGACAAUUGACACCAGAAAAUGUCCACGACCAUUUCAUAACGUUGAAAAUAUGAGUUAUUUCCGAGCAGAGCAAGAAAUUCUGUUCUCAUUGGGUACAGUAUUUCGAAUUGUAUCAGUUAAACAACUCGAUUGUGGAAUAUGGAAUGUGAAAUUGAUUCUGAAUGGCGAAGAAGAUGACCAACUCAGACGGCUCACAAAUCAUAUGAAGAAGGAAAUACAAGGACCAAACGAUUUCUUCAUAAUAGGCAAGUUACUGCUAAAGAUGGGCGAAUAUGACAGAGCGGAACAAUUUCAUUUGAUAAUGCUUGAAAACAUUUCUGACAAUGAGCCGGAUGUUGGGUAUAUUUAUAAUCAACUGGGAUUAAUUUAUCGAGAAAGAGGCAAUAAUCAGCAGGCGUUAGUUUAUUACACCAAAUCUCUUGAUUUUCAAUUAAAAUAUGUGCCCGAAAAUUUAUCCUCGUUAGCGAUAACAUAUAGCAACAUUGGUGGGGUUUAUCAAGCAGAAGGUGAUCAGGAACAGGCACUUCUUAACAUGGAAAAAGCUUUGCAAAUAAAAUUGAAAACCCUACCUACACAUGAUCCAUUACUGGCAAUCGAAUAUAACAAUAUUGCCGUAGUGUAUGAUGAUAAAAAAGAGUAUGACAAGGCCCUUCAAUACUAUCACAAGUCUUUGAGCAUAGCUAAAGCAGCUCUUCCUGCGAAUCAUCCAUCACUGGCGAUUACAUAUAGCAACAUUGGAUUAAUUCACAAGUGCAAAGGUGAUUAUGGCCAAGCAUUAAAAUAUUAUGAAAUGACACUAGAGAUACAACUGAGUUCAUUGCCAUCACAACACUUAUCUUUUAGAGUGACGUAUGGAAACAUUGGAUCCAUCUAUUAUGCUCAACGUAACUAUUUAGAAGCAUUGAAAAACUUUACUCAAGCCUAUGANAAUCAUCCAUCACUGGCGAUUACAUAUAGCAACAUUGGAUUAAUUCACAAGUGCAAAGGUGAUUAUGGCCAAGCAUUAAAAUAUUAUGAAAUGACACUAGAGAUACAACUGAGUUCAUUGCCAUCACAACACUUAUCUUUUAGAGUGACGUAUGGAAACAUUGGAUCCAUCUAUUAUGCUCAACGUAACUAUUUAGAAGCAUUGAAAAACUUUACUCAAGCCUAUGAAAUUGCUAAGAAAGGGAACCACCCAGAUUCGCAAAAAUAUCAAAAGAAGAUAGAGGAAAUCCGUAUGAAGGAGCACAGAGACCAAUAA
Didymodactylos carnosus is the source of this 2271-nucleotide messenger RNA. The record is from the annotation of a GenBank genome assembly. Lineage: Eukaryota; Metazoa; Rotifera; Eurotatoria; Philodinida; Philodinidae.